UUGAACUGGUGCCAUGCAGGGGGGGAGGGUGCCCUUCCGCCCGCCUCACCGCUCUUUUUCUUUGCAGUGUUAAAGAAACGCCUCGUGAAGCUCGUCGUCAAUUUUCUCUUCUACUUCCGGACAGACGAAGCGGAGCCCAUCGGAGCUCUGCUGCUGGAGCACUGCAGGAUCACCAAGGAGGAGGAGAACGUCUUCUCAAUCAGUUUCAUUGAGGAGCCGGAGAGGAAAUACUGCUUUGAAUGCGACAGUGAGGAGCAGUGUCAGGAGUGGAUCGAGGCGCUCAAGCGAGCCAGCUAUGAGUUCAUGAGGAGGAGCUUGAUUUUCUACCGGAAUGAGAUCCAGAAAAUGACAGGGAAGGACCCCCUGGAGCAGUACGGGAUCUCCGAGGAAGCCCGCUUCCAGCUGGGAACGCACAAGCAGUAACGCCCUCGCCUGGGCUGAGCUGGCUUCUGGCCGAGGGUCACCCCCAAGCCCCCACCAGGAAGAACAGCAGCAGUUCCCCACAGCGGUGACCAAGUGACUUUUUAAUUUAUUAGCCAAAUAAUUUUGUAUGAUUUUUUUUUUUUUUAAGGGAAUUCAUGGCACAUUCCCACUUGCCCCAGCCGGGGAGGCAGCCAGCUUUAACUGCUCUCUGCAGCCUCUGCCCUCGAGCUGGCCAGCGGCUGCACUGACACCGCACCGCUGCGACUAAAACCACCCGGGCUCCUAGUGAGGAGGCAGGGAUGGAACAGAGCCCCCGGCGCCUGCUGUCUCCAGCUCUAGCCUGGAGCUUCUGGACAGGCCCUGCACCAGCUCCAGCCCUCCUCUUCCUCCCUGUCCCUCUCCUGCAGGGAGCUACGCAGCUUUUCUGGCUCAGGCUCUUCCUGCAGUCUCUGGGAGCCAUCAGCUGUUCAUCCCCCUGCUGUAAGAGGAUGCUCUGACUGAUUGCACUUCUGUGCUUGCAGGAUUAACCCUGUCAUGCCCUCUCCAUUGCAAAGCCAUUGUGGUUGCUGGAGCCUGAUGGCCAGGCUGUGGGGCAGGCAGGAGGGGGGAGGCUUCCAUUAACACGGAGAGAGCUCAGCCACAGCUCCAGCUGCCGCUGCCAGGGCCGGGGCAUCCUCUCCCUUGUGUCCAGACAGCAGUGUCUGUGCAGCCACUAUCAGCUGCUUCUUGGGGUUGUUUUCUUCUUCUCCCUUCUCUGGGCAGGUGCUGCUGAUUCCUAGAGGCUUGCUGCAGCCCCAGCCACAGCCCGUGGGAGUGCUCUCACAAAUGCAUUAGAGGGCAAAGCUGCAAAAAGCACAAGGGAGCGAAGAGAGGGCUGAGGGGUCUGUGUUGUGAUCCUGCCUCCCUCUGGGGUGCUGUGGGCUGGGCUAAGCCGGGCAGUUACUCAGCUUCCCAGAGAGGAAAGCCAGAUGGAGAGGUUUGUAAAGAUGGGAACUGCUCCACUUUGGCUGGAUGUUUGAGCUUCAGGACGUGCAGAAGUUAAGCCCAGGGGGCACGUGGCAGACAUUAACGCUUCCUCCCCUGAGCCACUGCAGCUCUUCUCCCCUUUGUGAGCAUCCAAAGGGAAAGACCAGAAAACUCUGCCAAGGUCACAGCCAGCUGCUGGGGAGUAAGGGCCACCUUCCCCGGGGCUCCUGUAAUGGAGGGAGAAGGAACAACGGCUCUCCAGGUUCCGCACCUUCAGCCGUUGCUCUGGUUGCAUGAAGGAAAACUGCCCAGAGACGAGGGACGGACAGACGCUCCCCACCCCGCACCCAGGGCUGCGGGAGACCCCGGGUUCCCGACUCCCGCAGCCGGCUGCAGCAGCUCCCUGGAACCAGCCCGGGAAAAGCCCCAGGAGGGGCCCUAGGGAAGGUCCCAGGUAACGUCAGGCAGCUGAUGACUGAAGGAACUCAUCUCACUGCCAGGGCAGUACGAGGGCUUGGCCUGAGCUUUGGGGCUUUGCAGCUCUGGGCUUUGUUCCACCUGGCCAGCAGGACGCUGCGCUGCAGCUAACAAGCACAUGGUAAACGAGGUGGGGUAGAGCAGCCUGUGCUGUGCUCGGGGCCUGAAGGGAAGUUUUGGGUCUCUUCCUCUUUGGCUGGGAAUUGAUGCUGAAACAAGAGGCCAUCUUGCGGGCUUUAGUGGCCUGGCCUUCCCUCUUUACCUCAUGCUGCUGGGUACCAGAGAGUGGCAGAUGUCACUGAUGCUUUAUUUUUAACCUCGACAGCCAAGAUUUUUCCUUUCCCUUCAGUGGUUCCAGGUGCUUGCCCCAGAAUUUACCAAAUUAAGCAGAGGGGCAGCUGUCCUGCGUAAUAAGCUGAGGGCAUGGCAGGGUGGGAGCAGAAAAUAGGGCAGUUUGGAAGCCAGAUGGCAACCCUAGGGGAGGCAGCAAUGAGGGAUUAAAAGCCAGCACAUACGAGAGCUUGUGCUUUAGGGAAUUAGUGUCCUCAGCUGACUUUAAAGUGCAUUUUAAUCCUCACAAGCCUACUCUGCUUUACCUCAGUGCAGGGACACGUUCCUGACGUGCUGGUGGGGUACGCAGCAGCUUUACUUACUGUGAAAAAGAGACUCUGUCUGUCUGGUUGCUCGAGAGAGGACGGAUGGACACGCUCCAGGCUCGGCGGCAGGAUAACCAGAGCUGUGCCACAGCCGCUGUUUCUUCUUCCGUGGCCGAGCAGAGCAGAGGUGGGCUCCCCACCGCCGGUAUCGUGGCUCCCCACCGCCGGUAGCGUGGCUCCCCGGCUUCGGCCGUGGCUCGCCAGCAGCGAAUGCUCCCAGAGCUCCUGCCAGCCGCUGCGGGAGCCAGAACGUCCACGUCCAAACUCGGCUUCCCCGAGGUUCAGUGUCAGUGAAUUCUUCAAUACUCAAAGUCAACCCCGCAUAUAAACAAAACCCCUGGGAAUUCUGCCAACGUUCAAUCAUUUCUAGCAAACACAAUCCUACUGCUGCGGCGGGGGCCCCCGCCGUUUCUGCCAGCCACCUUCAGUAGCCAACAGUUCUCAGCCGCGUGCCUUCCAGGACGAGCGCCAGCGUCCUUUCUUUACGCGCCUUUCGGAAGGUAGCGCUGACACCCGCCAUCGUCGCUGUACAUAAAAAUGGGCAUUUUAUUUAGCUGUUAUGGGGAACAGGAGGGUGAGCGAGAGAUAAUCCCGAUGCUUAUUUAGAAGGCCACAAUGACAUUUCUUAAACUGAAUGUAAGACAAAUGCUGUGAAGAGUUACAGGGGCCGGCGGCGGGCCCGGUAACUUACUUAGAUUGACUUCUAGAAUAGCGCUAGGACACUGUGGUAGGUUUCAGGAGGAAGGGGAGAUGGUGCUUCUAGAGGCUCCGAGAUCUGAAUCAACUGCUGGUGAUUUAUAGACAAUUGUUCAUUUUUCACACUCUGGCCACAACGCGUUUUCUAUUUCAAUGGCCUGUGCCAACGAGCGCUGUGCACGGGCUCCCUGAAAGCGUACUGAAGCUGUUGUACAGUGAACAUUUCCAAUAAAAACUUGUUUUAAUCUUUC
Egretta garzetta (little egret) is the source of this 3469-nucleotide messenger RNA. RefSeq names its product pleckstrin homology domain containing J1 (gene PLEKHJ1). NCBI's taxonomy places the organism in Eukaryota, Metazoa, Chordata, Aves, Pelecaniformes, Ardeidae. The record is from RefSeq and is a predicted model, not a curated record. Gene Ontology annotation, biological process: receptor recycling; endosome organization; retrograde transport, endosome to Golgi. Gene Ontology annotation, cellular component: early endosome; recycling endosome; trans-Golgi network. The transcript has 5 exons. The annotation marks the transcript as partial.